Molecule: messenger RNA, 867 nt
Organism: Colletotrichum spaethianum
Lineage: Eukaryota; Fungi; Ascomycota; Sordariomycetes; Glomerellales; Glomerellaceae
Product: cyclochlorotine biosynthesis protein O
Exons: 4
Coding region: 1-867 (288 amino acids)
Biological process (GO): mycotoxin biosynthetic process
Source: RefSeq, a predicted model, not a curated record
AUGUCUUCCGAAAAAGUCUACCGCUCCGUGCCCCAUGAGGAGGAGGAGGUCGAGAGCCUCGCCGGAAGCCUCAACACGGAGAGCACGGAGAACGUGGACACCGCUGCCGCAGGCUGCCCGACAUGGAGACGGAUGAGGCUCGGCGACGAGCACCCGUGCAAAGAAAAGGCUCGCCGGCUGCUGCGCUACUGGCCCUGGUUCGCCCACGCCGCCCUCUUGACAACGUCCGUCACGCUCUUUGCGGCGUCGGUCUGCCUGCGCUACGGUAACACGCAAGAUGACAGCUUCUAUACCAAGAAGUACUCGUCGUACUCCCCUGCGGCGGGAAUCGUCAAGUACCACACCGAGAGAUACAACUUGACGCCUAUCAUGGACUGGUCACCUUUCGUCGGGGCUGGGUACGAGGUUGACAGAGCGUGGGACCACAUCACGAACAACAUCGGCGACCAGAUGAUCUCUCACUCGGAGCUCACGAAGCUCGGCCUUGACCCCAAGUCGAUCAAGAUCACGAACCCCAUCACGGGUGAGGAGGGGUACCGCGCCGGCCUCGAGGUGUUUCACCAGCUCCACUGCCUCAACCUUCUGCGCAUGUCUACGUACUCCGACUACUACUCGAGAGAAGAGGUCGGCGGCGACGUCGCCACCGAUCCCGAGGACCUGAGAGGACACGUCGACCACUGCAUCGAGGCGCUGCGGAUGAACCUCAUGUGCCAGGCCGACAUUGGCGUCUUCACCUUCAAGAUGUAUCCCGAACUCCCGGUCGAGGGCCACUGGCCCGACUUCAGCACGCUGCACACCUGCCGCAACUUUGAAGACAUCCGGAGCUGGGCGCUGGCCCAUUCCGUGACGUUUGAGGACGAGGAAUAA